Molecule: messenger RNA, 1234 nt
Organism: Monascus purpureus
Lineage: Eukaryota; Fungi; Ascomycota; Eurotiomycetes; Eurotiales; Aspergillaceae
Source: the annotation of a GenBank genome assembly
CGGCGCUUGUGGCGCUUACGAGGAGUGGAGAGACAGCGUCAGUGGAGGAUGUGCAUUCUACCCAACACGAUCACCUCCUCUUCUUCAUUGCUCACGCUCGUUUUUAUUUACUGAUUUCUCCAGUUUACCAUCUAUACACCCCAGUGGACUGCGUGACACUGUUCUCCGCCAUGUCUACAGUCGUCGACAUCGCAUCCUCCUUUAUUGAGGGUGCCCCGCCCGGCGAGCUCGAAGAGGUCGUUGUUGAUGUCAAGACCCUUACGUCCGACGGCCCCGAUAUCAUUCCAUCGCUUGUGCCCGCAUUUCAACGGUAUAAUGAGACGCAGUUGGUGACAGUGAAGCUUCCCGGUAGUAGUCAGGAGGUUUGUUCCGCUUUUACAAUGUGUCCCGGUUCUAUCGAUUGAACUGCGGUUGUUCCAUGGUUGUUGAGGUUGAGGUUGAGGUAGUCGCUGACGUGGCUUGGCUUGUUCAGGUCAUCGUUAGCGAAUACAAUAAGGUGGAUGAAGAGAGGUACUAUGAUUCUGAGAGCCAUACAUCGUUUGUGUUUGAUCAUGUCACGCAGAGAGCAUCUUCUGUGCAGUCGUAUCCAUUGGACUCGCAGAAUGCAGAUUUGAUCAAAUCCCUUCUCAAAGCCCUCGGUGCGCAUGUCCGUGAACACUACCCCUCUUCCUCCUAUGGUGUGUAUUCGAUCGAGAACGAUUCCGCUGUGGCCCUUGUGGUGGUUGCGAAUAAAUACUCACCAAACAACUUCUGGAAUGGCCGAUUCCGCGCUACCUAUCAAUUCCCUGUUUCUUCAUCAUCUACCACCGUGACUGGCAAUAUCAAAGUUGACGUCCACUACUACGAAGAUGGCAAUGUAGCAAUGAAUGCGACCAAGCCGGUCGAAAUCUCCAUUCCCUCUAUUUCCGCCGAGGCCAUCAUCUCCCGAAUUGCUGCUGCGGAGCGAGACUACCAGGAGAAUCUCAACCGUGCGUUCGUAAACAUGGCAGAGGGAGCGUUCAAGGGUCUGCGCAGGCAAUUGCCCGUUACGCGACAGAAGGUCGAGUGGGAGAAAGUCGGAGGAUACAGGCUGGGCCAGGAUAUUUCUGGAGGGACAGGGCGGUGAUGCUAUGUUUGUAGAGGCGUCAAUCCAGGAUGGUAAUCGAUUCACGUUGAAUAGCUACAUUAUCACCCAUAUGACCGUCCGUAUGAUAUGCGACUAAUGAUUCAAGAAGUGGAUGUAAUUGGUCUCCAC